Messenger RNA from Vigna radiata var. radiata (mung bean), 1270 nucleotides. RefSeq names its product aquaporin PIP2-7. Gene Ontology annotation, molecular function: water channel activity. The record is from RefSeq and is a predicted model, not a curated record. NCBI's taxonomy places the organism in Eukaryota, Viridiplantae, Streptophyta, Magnoliopsida, Fabales, Fabaceae. Gene Ontology annotation, biological process: transmembrane transport. The transcript has 4 exons. The coding region runs from base 73 to 930 and encodes 285 amino acids. Gene Ontology annotation, cellular component: plasma membrane.
UUCCACUGAACUUAGGCAUACAGCUAUCAGAAACACAGUUACCUAACUAUAGUAGUGAUUGAGGGUUGAGAAAUGGCUAAAGAUGUUGAGGUUCAAGAGCAAGGAGAAUACUCUGCAAAAGACUAUCAUGAUCCUCCGCCAGCACCCUUGUUCGAUCCCGAAGAGCUCACACAGUGGUCCUUCUAUAGAGCCCUUAUCGCUGAGUUCAUAGCAACCCUUCUCUUCCUCUAUGUCACUGUCCUCACCAUAAUUGGCUACAAAAGACAGACUGAUACCAACGUUGGUGGCACCGAAUGUGACGGGGUUGGCAUUUUGGGCAUCGCUUGGGCCUUUGGUGGCAUGAUUUUCAUCCUUGUUUACUGCACUGCUGGUAUUUCAGGAGGACACAUAAACCCAGCAGUGACAUUCGGGCUGUUCCUAGGACGCAAGGUGUCGUUGAUAAGGGCGUUGUUGUACAUUGUAGCACAGUGUGCCGGUGCUAUAUCUGGCACUGGACUGGCGAAGGGGUUCCAAAAGGCGUACUACAACAGGUAUGGAGGUGGUGCUAACUCUGUUGCUGAUGGGUACAACAAGGGCACUGCUUUGGGUGCUGAGAUUAUCGGUACCUUCGUUCUUGUCUACACUGUCUUCUCUGCCACUGACCCUAAGAGGAACGCUAGGGACUCCCAUGUUCCUGUACUAGCACCACUCCCUAUUGGCUUUGCUGUGUUCAUGGUUCACUUGGCUACAAUCCCAGUUACUGGCACUGGCAUUAACCCAGCAAGGAGUUUUGGAGCAGCUGUAAUCUACAAUGACGACAAAAUCUGGGAUGAUCAGUGGAUUUUCUGGGUUGGACCAAUUGUUGGAGCAGCAGUGGCUGCAUUCUACCACCAAUACAUCCUUAGAGCAGCAGCUAUCAAGGCUCUUGGAUCAUUCAGGAGCAAUGCUUAAUUAAUAAAUAAUUAAGCUUCUUAAUUUUCAACAAGGCUAUGGUGUUUUCUGGAAGAAUAAUAAUUUCCAUGUUGAGGAGUGCUAGUCUGUCUUGCAGUGAUUGCUGUUGUGGGGUUUGGAAUAUAAGGCUAAAACCAUGGGGGGCAUCAAAAUUGUAGAUAAGCAUGUUUCUGUCAAGGGUGUAUUUUGUAUCCCUUUUCUGUCCUUUUUUUUAAAUGUUGCUUUUCAUUUUUCAUUUUACUCUUCUUAAUUAAGUAUUUAUCUUCUCUUAAUCAUCAUCUUUAUAUGUAAUGUAUCUUAACUUGAGCAAUAUUAUAAUGAUUAAGCUGUUGGUUUCUUA